AUGUUUCCUUUCUGGACUACCGAGUCAAGGGGAAGUGACAAGGCCUUAACGUUAGAUGCAAAAAGCCAUCCUACACUUUUGGAUCGUGGCGAACCAUCCGUGUCCACCGUGUCCGCCCUUCCGACCGCGUCGGGUCUUCCGACGCCCAUCUCUCCCGCACCCACCCACUCACUGAAGCGAAGACGGCCCAGCGCUGUUGACACCGCUUCCCAUGUUAAUGGUCACUCGUCCUCAAAACGCAUCAAGACAGAGCAGGAUGGUGGUCUACCUUCACCGGCCUCGGCCUAUGCAGAUGGGGAUGAGGCGGCAAGGUCGUCUACGCCCGCCGCCUCGGGGCCCAACCUAGAACGUGCAAAGGACGUCAUCCAAUAUCAAUUUGGACUUGAAAUCCUCAUGAAGCAUGACGAGCUCCGUCUUAUCAACCAGGAGCUGGCCAAGUGUCAGAUUGCUCUCGAGCAGCUUCGCCGGUGUCAUCUCAUCCCCUAUCCUGUCCAAUGUCCGACACCCAGUCAGAUGCUGGACAUCAGCAGUGGCGAGGGUCCUGCUCUUCAGUCGAAACCAGGAGAGUCCGUACCGAAGUGGGCGCCACCCUUCGGGGUUGUUGACGGCCCGUAUGCUCGGCACUACGCUAAGUGGCUGAUACCCGAUCCCAUGUUUGACGGUAUUCAACCGGAACCAGUCGUGGAGACUGCCCGGGCAAGGAACGCCGUCGCUGAAGGCAGAACGACGAGGAAUAGCAUGUCUGACGCAGGUGGUCUAGGAAAACAACGCUCUGCCCGUGGACAGGGCACCCAGAAACUCCAAGCGUUAUCCAGUGGAUAUUCGCAUCCCAAGGACAAAUCAUUGCCUUGCAUUGUGAAACGGUCGGAUGGGUUGACGGUUAAGCUUGUCUGCAUUGAUUGUGAAAGGUGGAACUUCUCGAGCACGCAGGGCUUCAUCAAUCACUGCCGUAUAGCCCAUCGGAGAGACUACAAGAGCCACGACGAAGCCGCCCUUCAUUGCGGGCAGCCGAUUGACGUUGAUGAGAAUGGAGGUAUUGCUCCCGAGGAAAAGAAGCCAUCGUCUGCCAUCGCUCCAAUCGCCCCAGCUACUACCAGUUCCGCUUUGGUGCACCCGCUGGCACGCAGCGAACCACUCUCGGAGCAGCAAGCAUACAAGGCAUUGCUCUCGCGCAUCAAUGCGUCACUCGAGCUAUACCAUGCUGGUCAGCUACCGGAUGUGAAGAAGAUCCCAACGGCUCCAUCAGCAUCGAACUCGGCUUCCCCCAAGUCACAAGGCUUUGUUGGGUCGUCUGAAACGCCGUUUCUGUCGAAACUGAUGCAAAAGAAGAAACUGGGGGGUAAUCUGCAUGAUAAGGUAAAGGAUGCAAAGACCAAGGUAGAUUGGGACGCAGUUCUUUCGCGUAACGAUUCUGAAGACACCGAUCAGUCGAAUGCUGCAGAAGGUGCUACGAGCUCCAAGAAGGCUGCUGCGUCAACAGCGCGGACAUCAACCGUCAUGCGUAAGCCGGCCUCGUCUACCAUUUCUCCUCCACCGUUUUCCAGGAUUUCCACUUCCCCCGUCCCUCUACCAGCAACGAGCAGAGGUCGUGCUCCGGCCCACUUGGUCAGCUUGCCCAUCACAGCUACUAGGCAGAGCAACCCACCAGAUCUUCCCGAGACGCCUUUGUAUGAGGACGAUAUGGAUACGGAAUUGAGUCCGAACACCGUCGCUAGCAAUAAUGCGCCCUCACUUGUUAGUGAUGAUGGGGAGUAUGAUGAUUCCGACGAUGGAUCUUCCUCCGACACCAGCGAUGAGGCUGAAACUCGGUCCGUCCCGGAUGUGGCAGAAAUCAACAUCGAAGAAGAGGUCCAUGACGUGGUUGUCGCGCCUAGCGCCCCAAUUUGCCAGCACCGAAAGGAAACCACGACCGACAGAACAGGUACCGGAAAAUUCAAGAAGGACGAGAGCCGACAUGUGACCUUUGUGACACCUAUUCCUCCCCCGAAGCCGAAAACCAAGGCUAAAACCACGGCUAGUGGCGGGAACAGACGCAAGCAGAAGUCUUAG
Messenger RNA from Sordaria macrospora k-hell, 2049 nucleotides. RefSeq lists its product as uncharacterized. Lineage: Eukaryota; Fungi; Ascomycota; Sordariomycetes; Sordariales; Sordariaceae. The record is from RefSeq and is a predicted model, not a curated record.